Pongo pygmaeus (Bornean orangutan) is the source of this 501-nucleotide messenger RNA. RefSeq names its product keratin-associated protein 19-5. The coding region runs from base 52 to 270 and encodes 72 amino acids. NCBI's taxonomy places the organism in Eukaryota, Metazoa, Chordata, Mammalia, Primates, Hominidae. The transcript has a single exon. The record is from RefSeq and is a predicted model, not a curated record.
ACAUUCAGGAUCUUGCCUUGAGCAGCAUACCAACUCACCACUCCUGACACCAUGAACUACUACGGCAACUACUAUGGAGGCCUGGGCUACGGCUACGGAGGCUUCGAUGACCUGGGCUAUGGCUAUGGCUGUGGAUGUGGCAGCUUCCGCAGACUGGGCUAUGGCGGUUGCUACGGAGGCUACGGAUAUGGCUCUGGCUUCGGAGGCUAUGGAUACCGCAGCUGCCGCCCAUCAUGCUAUGGAGGAUAUGGAUUCUCUGGAUUUUAUUGAAAUCCUUCCCUGACAACCUAACAUGAGAGGACAUAAGAAGAUCACCCAAACCUGACUGCAAUAACAAACAAACGAGGUCACCCUGGAUCAAGCCAAGAUCAAGAGCAGUUAGCAUCUAAGAGGUUUAAGAACACCUAUCAUUCCAUAAUUCUUUGCUUUAUGUCUCUGGAUGUGUCUUACUUGUACCUUUAUAACUGUGGGGUUUCUCUGUUCCUUUUAGAAUAAAUUAUG